AUGUCCUCUAUUGCCUUGCCCCCAGAGUUGAUUGAGACUAUCGUCGACGAAAUAGGAUUGCUCCAUGACAGAGGCACGCUUAAGGCCUGCUCACUCGUCUCCCUCGCCUUCGCAUUCCCAGCUCAGCGGCACCUCUUCCGAGCAGUCGAUCUAGAUAACCACAUUCCACGCAAGAAGGCAUACCAACGCUUCCACCGCCUGCUCGUUGCGAAACCCCACCUCGGGGCAUACGUGCGCGAGCUGCGGCUCGGCGACGACUCGGAGGACGACUUCGGGAGCGGGAAGUCGUGGAUAGUCCAGGCGAAGACCCUGCCGCGUACGCUCGGUCUCCUACCCAGGCUGGAGGCGUUUACGCUUACGUUCAACGCGGAGCAAACGAACUGGAAGGCGAUUCCCGCAGAGACGCGGUCUGCGCUAGGCCACUUGUUCCGCCUGCCCAGCCUACAGGCCGUUUCGCUCGAGUUCAUCAAGGCCUUCCCGCCGCAGCUCCUUCUUUCUCUCACACGCCUCAAGCACCUUUCACUUUCGUGUGUCGAAACGGACAUGUCGACGCCCCUUGCCACAUACAUCCACACACGUUGGGAAUCCAAUUUACAGUCGUUGUUCCUAAGGGGAACUUCCCCUCCCACCGUCGAGAUGAUUGGACAGGCACUCGCCAGCUCACCGCCCCACUCCCUUCGUAGGCUGGCUAUCACGCCUACCUUCGAGCACGGGUUCAGCGACGCCGUAAGCGACUUGAUAAAGACAGGCGGGUCGUGCUUGACUGCCUUCGAAUGGCUGCCUUCGAUCCAUUUCUCCUCAUCUGCGGGUUCGAUUGACCUGGGCCUGCUCCCCCAGCUCCGUCUCCUACGUUUCGUUGUCAGUUUCAGGAAGACAUAUGCCCAAGGCCCAUUCCCCGAAGUCGUUCGCCUCCUGUCCCAACUCGUUGCCCCACAAACCGUUAAUUCCACCGCGAAUAUCGUCGAAAGUGUCACGAUAGACGUGCACUGUGUCAGGAACGUCGAUGGAAACAAACUCCAGACCGAGUGGAAGCCGAUUGACAAGGUCCUCACCAAGCCGGCCUUUCGACGGUUGAAGGAAGUUAAAGUUCGGUUGAGCACCAGCACGAGUUCCAGUGCAGAUCGCCACAAAUUUACGCUCGCCUUCCAGGAUAUUUUGCCGAGGUUGCAGGCAAAGGGCGUUCUCCUCUCUGUCACAAAUUACCAUGAAGUCGAAGAUGCGAAAGCAUUGCUCGAUGGGCUUGAAGGGUUGUAA
Messenger RNA from Cyclocybe aegerita, 1254 nucleotides. NCBI's taxonomy places the organism in Eukaryota, Fungi, Basidiomycota, Agaricomycetes, Agaricales, Hemipholiotaceae. The record is from the annotation of a GenBank genome assembly.